Neopsephotus bourkii (Bourke's parrot) is the source of this 4093-nucleotide messenger RNA. It is a transcript of the gene SELENOI, whose product is annotated as selenoprotein I. Gene Ontology annotation, molecular function: ethanolaminephosphotransferase activity. Lineage: Eukaryota; Metazoa; Chordata; Aves; Psittaciformes; Psittacidae. Gene Ontology annotation, cellular component: endoplasmic reticulum membrane; Golgi apparatus. The record is from RefSeq and is a predicted model, not a curated record. Gene Ontology annotation, biological process: phosphatidylethanolamine biosynthetic process. The transcript has 10 exons.
CUCCCGCCCUGCAGGCGGCGCCCUCGCGCGGCGGGCGGGCGGGGCGCCGUGGCGUCACGGCCACGCCAGGUGGGCCGAUGCGGCGGCGAGAGGCGGGCUACGGUGGCCGGCGGGGGUCAGGGGCAGGGCGGGCGCGGAACGGGAUACCGGUACUGGCACCAGGAGCAGGCGUGGGGGCCGCCAUGGAGUACGUGACCGCAGAGCAGCUGGCCGGCUUCAGCAAGUACAAGUACAGUGCCGUGGACAGCAACCCUCUGUCUCUGUAUGUCAUGCAUCCCUUCUGGAACACCAUAGUGAAGAUCUUCCCUACCUGGCUGGCCCCAAAUUUGAUAACGUUUUCUGGCUUCCUGCUGCUUGUCUUCAACUUCUUCCUCAUGGCAUACUUCGACCCUGACUUUUAUGCUUCUGCUCCUGAUCACCAGCAUGUUCCAAAUGGAGUGUGGGUCGUUGUGGGUCUCCUCAACUUCAUUGCCUAUACUCUGGAUGGUGUUGAUGGGAAGCAGGCUCGCCGGACCAACUCCAGCACGCCCCUGGGAGAGCUCUUUGAUCAUGGCCUGGACAGCUGGGCAUGCGUGUACUUCGUUGUGACAGUCUACUCCACCUUUGGACGGGGCUCCACGGGUGUCAGUGUCUUCGUUCUCUACCUCCUCUUAUGGGUGGUUUUGUUUUCAUUUAUCCUCUCCCACUGGGAGAAGUAUAACACAGGGAUUCUCUUCCUGCCUUGGGGAUAUGACAUCAGCCAGGUGACCAUUUCAAUUGUCUACAUAGUGACAGCCAUUGUGGGAGUUGAGGCCUGGUAUGCACCUUUCCUGUUUAAUUUCUUAUAUAGAGACCUAUUCACUGCAAUGAUUAUUGCUUGUGCACUCACUGUGACGCUGCCGAUGAGCCUGUAUAACUUCUACAAGGCCUAUAAAAACAACACCUUGAAGCACCAUUCUGUGUAUGAAAUCAUGCUGCCAUUGGUAUCUCCAGUGUUGCUGUUCUUGCUCUGCACCACAUGGGUCUUCAUGUCCCCGACAGACAUCCUUGAGGUCCAGCCCAGGCUCUUCUACUUCAUGGUUGGAACAGCCUUUGCUAACAUUUCUUGCCAACUGAUCGUCUGUCAGAUGAGCAGCACACGCUGCCAGCCUCUGAACUGGAUGCUGCUGCCCAUAGCGGUGGCACUGCUCGUGGUGGUGUCUGGGUUUGUGCCCAACAGCGAAACACUUCUCCUCUACGUGUUAACUGCUUUUCUCACCCUGGCGCACAUCCACUACGGAGUAGUCGUGGUGAGCCAGCUGAGCAGGCACUUCAAUAUACGGCCCUUCUCUCUAAAGAAGCCCACGCCAGAUUGACUAGGAGUGGAGGAAGAGAAAAUUGGCUUGCGGUCUGCAGAAGUACUGUAAAUAACUGCUGCAAAUACCUGUAAAUACUUCAACCAUCACCACAGAAUCUAAACCUAUCCUCUGGACAGACAUCAGGGCAAAGUAUGCACGGUAUCCGGUGCAGCCAGGGCAGGACUGGUAUGGGGCAGCCCCUGCUGCUGUUUGAAUGUGAGUUUUUGGUUUUGGGUGAAACUGGAUGAGGAGGGCAUUUAUUUCAGGUCACUGUUACUGUAUAUUAGACCAGCUGAAUGUUCCCAGUGAAACCUCAAACUCCAGCUCUUGCCCAAGUAAAGCCAUUUGGGGGUGCAAAUGGCUUUACCUGAGCAAAGAGUCUUGACCUGUCACCGUAACCAACAUAACAGUUGAUUUCUACAAGGUCAGGGAACAUCCUGGAGGUCAGGGGCAUUCCUGUCUGUCCCUAAUCCUGCCUGGCAGCCCUUGUCCUGCACUGGUACUUAGGGAGCAGAUGUUUGACUGCUCCCCCACAUUCUGUCCUGUCUUCCUGCAUUCACCUGUUUGGGCAGAUACUUACACCUGUUUGGUUUUUGUUUUUAAGAGGGGAAAAAAAGAACUACACACAAAACUUUUAGUAACAUUCUGCUUGGAGGGCUUAGAAAGUCAGGGCUUGAUUUCCUGCAAAGGUGGGAAGGUGGCUCCUGCCUCCCCUGCUCGAGCUGUGGCUAGCCUGGGACUGCAUCUCGACCGUGUUUCUGUGUGUCCAGGUGUGUUCCCCACCUGGGAACGGAGUCUGGGCUCCAACUGGCAGCUGCAAGUGGCUUACACCAGCCUAACACAGAGCUCAUCUCCCCCUUCUGCCUCCCAGUAAGAACUUGGUGUUUCGGGCUGGCUCUGCGGGACAGCUGCAUGCUGCUGGGCCUGCACCUCUCGCAGCACAUCACCCUACCCACCAGCCUUCCAGUGGCCCCAAAUCCACUGCUUAACGAAGCACCUUAACUGCAGCAUCGUGUUGGUCAAGUGUGCACUUUCAGGGAGCUCACAGGUGCGUGUGUGUGGUGGGAUCCUUUCCAAAUACAGCUUUAUUUUCCAAACCGUUAUCCCCAGCGGCUGCAUGUCUCAUCCAGGGAUAAUUUGUUUACUGUCCAUUUGUAAAAGACAUGUUUGCAUUGAUUUAUUUUUUUAAAUUUGGGGUUUUUUUUCUUUGUGAUUGAGUUAAGAGUGGGGUGGUGAAGAUUGAAUGCUGAUUUUCUUUUCUGUUCACUUUAUUUAAUGAAGACCUGUGCUUGAAUGAAGAGUGUAGCUUAAACCCAGGCUCUGGAAAGGCUGCAUCCGGAAGUGAACAAGCACAACAGAUUGUGCAUAUGUAAUUUACCAUGGGAACAAAGUCGCUUAUACACUGAUUAUAGUGCAACGUGGCUCCUAGCAGCUUGGUCACGGCGUUUUCCUUCUGCAGGUGUUGACUCCUCCUGCUUUAGGAAACCUGUAACUAUUAUUUAAUGCUUUUUCUUUGGUAAAUUUGACUCAUCAUUGUGCAGGCUGAGACUUGAAAUCCUGAGGUGAGCUCACACGUUCCUCAUGUGCAUGUGGGCUGCUUGGUUGCUUGCUAUGUAUCCUGCGAGGAGCAAGCUGGUGCGACAUGGGAACGUCUGUGUGCUUAUGUGUCUGUCUGGCUGCGGCGUGUCUGGGAAGGGUGGCUGAGCUGGGAGAGGGGCAGAUGGUUUUCAGAGGUUAUUUAAUAAAGCAGCUUACUCCUAUAUAUUUUACUGAUGUUGUACAGGAAAAAAAAUACCUUAAGCAUACAAAUGAAUGGGGCUGCGCUUGAGUUUUUGGCUCUUGCUAUUUAAAGAAAUGUGGUUAUGAAGGGAGAUAAAUUUAAGUCAUGCUCGCACAAUAAUUACAGGGAAUCUUAAAAUAGGGCACAGUGUUGAUCUGCGGGGUAUCUUCAGGUAGCAAAACUGUGCCGGCGGCACUGACAAAAAGUGGAGGUUGGAUGAUUUGCUUCCUAGUUAUGUGUUUGCAGGACCAGGGAGUAAUUGGGCUGUUCCCUCAGGCUUUCAGGUGGGCUCUGGGUCCCCAUCCUGGAGCUGGUGUUGUCCUGUCUCCUUCCACCAGCAGUGCUGGGCCCAUAGGACUGGGCCAUGACUGAUGCUAUGAGAGGUUGUAUGAUCUUAAAUCUUAGGAUGUCACUUUGCCCCCCAACACACUUGUCUGUCUAUUGUCCUACUGACCUGUGAGCUGCUGCCCUUUUGCAGCAUGUAAUAUACCCUGGAAAACCCCUUUGUGGAGGCACAAACGUGGAAACAGGGCUUCCUCUUUAAAGUCCUGCAAAUACUUGUGCUGUAAGAGAAACACCUGUUAAAAACUGGAACUGCUUCCUAUCUGCACCACCUUUAUCGUUGGAGAGUCCUGGAUUAUUGGUGCCUUAAUUUAUUGCACCUUGGAACUAGAAAAACUGUCUGCUUCAGUCAGUGCUGGAAAGCGGGCUGGCUUGCCUCUAGUGCUACCAGGCUUGUGGCAGAGUGAGGAGAGCUCAGACCUGAUCUCAGUGCACGUAUGACUCUUCCCAGCUCCUGCCGCUGCAAAGCUGGGGGGCUCUGUUUGGGCUAUUGGAAUUGAAGUGAUUCUGCUCCCAGAUUCUGGUAGGGGAAUGGAAGCAAACAGAUUGAUCAAACCAUCUUGCCAUGGUGGGGUGUGGCAUGCUGAGAAACAAACUAUUCAUGAAUCAGAAUGGUUUUAAGUCUUAAGAAUAAAUGUAUUCCUUGCUGAGAGCA